AUGCCUGUGGGAAAUUGCAAAAUCGUUUUUGUCCUCGGCUUCCCUGUCAGCAAAGGUAACAGUUUACCCCGAGAUUGGGAGGAUCAUUGGCAGUUUCCCCCACCGUGUCAUCCUAAACUUUGA
Messenger RNA from Penicillium digitatum Pd1, 123 nucleotides. Lineage: Eukaryota; Fungi; Ascomycota; Eurotiomycetes; Eurotiales; Aspergillaceae. The record is from RefSeq and is a predicted model, not a curated record.